UUGUGUUUGUGCGUCUCUGGUGUCUUUCACUCCGACGCGGGCUGUUUUCCUCGGGACUCUGACUGAAGAUGUAAAAAGAAAAAGGGGAAAAAGUGUCUGUGUUAUCAACCUUGUCUUCAAGCAAUAGAAACUUUGUUUAGCUGUUUUAGCUGAAAUUAAACCGAAGCGGAUCGUCGUGAAGUCGUUUUGCGUUCAUUUGGUGUGAAGAGGAGAACUCCGCGUUCAUCUGAACUCAGGGCCAUGUCACCAUUCAGCUGGACUCUCUCUGCUGUUCUUCACAGUUACUACCAAACAUGAAGGACUGAAGUCUGAGGACACGGUGCCCCCUGCUGGACUAGUGCUGCAGAUGGAGGCCAUGGCUGAGCCCAGCUACUCUGAUCUGAUUGCCAAACACUACAAUUACACCGGCAAGUUCCGGAAGACGGAGCAGGACUCAGGUCUGAAGGCUGAUUCUGUGAUCUUCAUCAUUGUGUGCUGCUUCAUCAUCCUAGAGAACAUCCUGGUCCUGACUACAAUCUGGAGGACCAAGAAGUUCCACAAGCCCAUGUAUUACUUCAUUGGGAACCUCGCACUGUCUGAUCUUCUGGCUGGUGUCGUCUACACUGCCAACAUCCUACUGUCAGGUGCCAAUACCUACAAGUUGACACCCACCCAGUGGUUCUUCAGGGAAGGCAGCAUGUUUGUGGCGCUGGCGGCCUCUGUCUUCAGCCUACUUGCCAUUGCCAUUGAGCGCCACCUCACCAUGCUGAAGAUGAAGCUGCACAACAAUGGGAACACCUUCCGCGUCUUUCUACUCAUCAGCACUGUGUGGAUGAUCGCAGCCGUUCUAGGCGGUCUGCCGGUGAUGGGCUGGAACUGCAUCCAGAGUAUGACACAGUGCUCCACCGUGCUACCACUCUACCACAAAGCCUACAUCCUGUUCUGCACCACUGUCUUCAGUAUCAUUCUUAUGGCCAUUGUGGUGCUCUAUGCCAGGAUCUAUGCAUUGGUGCGCACUCGUAGCCGCAAACUGGUCUUCCGCAAAGUGUCCAAUGGUCGCAGCAAUGCCAGUGCAAACAGUAAGAGUUCAGAGAAGUCAAUGGCACUCCUGAAGACAGUCAUCAUCGUUCUCAGCUGCUUCAUUGCCUGCUGGGCACCACUCUUUAUCCUCCUGCUGCUAGAUGUGGCCUGUGAGACGCUAAGCUGCCCAAUCCUCUACAAGGCAGAGUGGUUCCUGGCACUUGCAGUCCUGAACUCUGCCAUGAACCCACUCAUCUACACGCUGACCAGCAACGAGAUGCGGCGUGCAUUCCUAAAGACACUGUUGUGCUGUACUGCCUUUAUUCGACCACGCACCAAGCUCACAGGACCAAUAAUGGGGGCGGAGUUUAGCCGCAGCAAGUCUGAUAACUCCUCUCAUCCCAACAAGGAGGAAGUGGAGUACUCACCGAGGGAGACAACCGUAGUGUCCUCGGGGAAUGUCACCUCAUCAUCUUAAACAUGCAGGACAAACAAGCAGAUGUACAGGGUCAGAUGAGGAGUACGUGUUUGUACACAAAAUACAUGUGAACUCUGCCAUGUAGCCAAGUCACGAAACCUCCAGCUGACCAGGACUCACAGACUUUCAAACUGAUUGGAAAGUAAAAGAGGUCCAGACACUGUUUGUAGUUCCAAACCGUCAUGUCGCAGCACCUACUGGAGAGUCAGUGGCUGUAACUCCUGUAGGCUGGGAUGGAUUGUGUUUCAUCUCAUCUGCUUAAUGUGGAUCAUUGUGGUCCUGCGUCAUUCAAGACCUGGUCAGAACAUAAAGUGCUUCUUCAGAUUUUAUACAGAUAUCCAAACAUGCUGAUACACAGCAUUUCUCUGCAAAAUACACUUUACCAGACAGUCAAAGCAUGAUAAAAUAGUGACUUAUUGAUGUGUUUUGAUGCAUCAAGGUUAAUUUUACUGAAUAACACUUACGACAUACAUAGAAAGUGAUCCACAUAGAGGAAUCAGACUUUAUACUCACCCUCUAAGAACAACUAGAACAUGUAGCACUUACUAUCAGAUGUUUAAAAUAUGAAAAUGAAUUAAAGAAAACUGUCCUCUAUCCCCUUUUACCUUCCCAUACAGGGACGCACUUAUGAAUGCAGAGCUCAGCUGCUUGAAACAACAGUUCAUUUUUCUUUAAUCGUCAUGAAUAAAUCUUUUACCAAUGCUUUAUUAUUGUUCUACAUAUGAAGUCUACUCUGCUCAAAAAGAAAAAUAAUAUUGAGGCAAACUUUACUUACCUAUUA
This is a messenger RNA of Pundamilia nyererei, 2258 nucleotides long. RefSeq names its product sphingosine-1-phosphate receptor 1 (gene s1pr1). The record is from RefSeq and is a predicted model, not a curated record. Gene Ontology annotation, biological process: G protein-coupled receptor signaling pathway. Lineage: Eukaryota; Metazoa; Chordata; Actinopteri; Cichliformes; Cichlidae. Gene Ontology annotation, cellular component: membrane. Gene Ontology annotation, molecular function: sphingosine-1-phosphate receptor activity. The coding region runs from base 347 to 1477 and encodes 376 amino acids. The transcript has 2 exons.